AACACAGGCUCCAGUAUAUAAAUCAGGCAAAUUCCCCAUUUGAGCAUGAAGCUCUGAAAACUGCCGGCAUCUAAGGUCUCCUCCAAGGCCCUCUGGAGUCCAGCCCAUAAUGAAGGUCUUGGCGGCAGGAGUCGUGCCCCUGCUGCUGGUUCUGCACUGGAAACACGGGGCGGGGAGCCCCCUUCCCAUCACCCCUGUCAACGCCACCUGUGCCACACGCCACCCAUGUCACAGCAACCUCAUGAACCAGAUCAGGAACCAGCUGGUGCAGCUCAACAGCAGUGCCAACGCCCUCUUUAUUCUCUAUUACACGGCCCAGGGGGUGCCGUUCCCCAACAACCUGGACAAGCUGUGCAGCCCCAACGUGACUGACUUCCCGCCCUUCCACGCCAACGGCACCGAGAAGGCCCGGCUGGUGGAGCUGUACCGCAUCAUCGCGUACCUGGGGGCCUCCCUGGGCAACAUCACGCGGGACCAGAAGGUCCUCAAUCCCAACGCCCUCGGCCUGCACAGCAAGCUGAACGCCACGGCCGACGCCAUGCGGGGUCUCCUCAGCAACGUGCUCUGCCGCCUGUGCAGCAAGUACCACAUUGCCCACGUGGACGUGGCCUACGGCCCUGACACCUCGGGCAAGGACGUCUUCCAGAAGAAGAAGCUGGGCUGUCAGCUCCUGGGGAAGUAUAAGCAGGUCAUUGCCGUGGUGGCCCGCGCCUUCUAGGCGGGAGGUCUCAUAGCGUACAGUGACCCAAGAUCUUAGACUUAGGUGGCUCUCAGACUGUGGCCGGGGCCCAGAGCGUUGCCAGACCCAAGUGGGGGUUCCUGGCCGGGCUACUCCUCUCCGGGGUGGGCUGUGGUGAAGCCAAGCAGAGCCAGAACUCCCAGAGGCAGAAUCUAUAU
Messenger RNA from Hippopotamus amphibius kiboko, 897 nucleotides. It is a transcript of the gene LIF, whose product is annotated as LIF interleukin 6 family cytokine. NCBI's taxonomy places the organism in Eukaryota, Metazoa, Chordata, Mammalia, Artiodactyla, Hippopotamidae. The transcript is spliced from 3 exons. Gene Ontology annotation, cellular component: extracellular region. The record is from RefSeq and is a predicted model, not a curated record. Bases 110 to 718 code for a protein of 202 amino acids. Gene Ontology annotation, molecular function: leukemia inhibitory factor receptor binding; cytokine activity. Gene Ontology annotation, biological process: immune response.